CCUGACUUCCAUCUCGAACACAAACGCAUACGCACCAUCCUGUUUCUGCCAGCUCUUCAUCAUGUCUUUCGACAACGCCGAAGAGUUCGAACAGAGAAUCACAGAGGCGAUAGAGGAAACAAAUCUUCGGAAACAAGCGAUACUGCUCGAUCCACUGCUGCAGCCUCACGUAUGGCUUCGGGCCUUUCGCUCUCUGAGCCCCGAUUAUAUCCCGCAAAAUUCCUCCUCCCCCGUUGACGAGCGCAUGGCGGACGUAUUGAACGAUCUGCAGAUACUUUCGAUGAUCCUCAUGCCAGAUCCCCAGGCGCCGGUCAGCGCACCCGUCCUUCGCGCUCUUCUCGUUGGGUUUCGUACUAUGUGGCCCCUCGCGUGGACAUGGGUUCAAUUCUUGGAUCCGUUGGCUGACGGACCGCGCUCAGACGGCAUGACGCGACUGGUCAUCUCGGCGACCAUACCCUCGGUGCUGGCUAUGGGCCUCAGGCUAGCACUGAAGGAAACAGAAAAUCGCGCGCAGAUCGUGGCCUCUAUGCGAGACGAGCCCCUGCAGAAGCUCGUCGCGCUGUGGUACCACGAAUUUGGGAUAGAUCAUUCAGAUCCUGCCAUGCAGAAGGAUCUCGAGCGCGACAAUGACCAAGGGUUAUGUCUCCAGAUCAGGCAUGCUCAGGGAGCUAUCAGCGAAAUCAUUGCGGACUCUGGAUCGGAAUACUACGACAGCAUGGUCAGGGCGCUGUACAAAAUCUCGGGCGGGCACCCAAAGAGGCUUCGGCGUAGAAUGCUGGCAAAUCUGGAGCGGGGCCUGCAUUCGCGACAACGCCUCUCGGAAAUGGACUUGGCGCAAUUCUAUUUCGCACCCGUUUCAUACCUUCUGUCCAUCCCAUCGUACACGUUCCCUCCUCUAUCCGGCAGAACCAUACGAAGACAAGCUGCGCUAUUGCUGGAGCUGUCGCUCACGCCAGAUACCACUAUGCGUGCGGUAGCGAUGUGCUCAAUCAUCGCGUCCCUACACAAGAAGGAACUCAAUGGGCGCGUAUUGGCUCUGUCGAUAUCCAAUGGGCUGCUUACGGGCGUGCGGAAUAUCAUCUCCCAACAGUCUGUCCAUCGAGCACUGCGCGAAGGGGAUGGUGCAAAGGUCGUGAUCGCGCUUAUAAUCACCUUGUUUGUCACGCUUCGGCUUCGGCGGGUGGCAAAAAGCUUUCUUCAUACGGACGUCUUACCGUUGUCGAGGGAGGAGUUGUUAGAGCCGAGAAGUCCGCUUGUUAAACAAUGGGGGCACCUAAUGGGGAGGAAGCCUUUGCACGCGCUAGCUUGGGCGGCACAUAAGGAGAGGCUCAAGCAUGCACGCCGCUGCUCUAAUUCAAAGUGCACGGCGCGCCCCACAUCCGUAAGACGGUGCAUCUGUCAAGAGGCGUACUACUGCUCGAAGGAAUGUCAACGGAUGGAUUGGCAUCUGCAACAUCGUAUGGACUGCGUCGGGGGGCGUACAGGUACGGUACCCCUCUCCUUCAAUACGUUCUCCUGACAAUUGGUAGGAUGCGAUCUCGACUUGACGCUGGAGGACCGCAUAUUUGUGGAGGAGCUCACACGAUGCUACGUCAACGGAAGUCACCCACUGCUGUGUCGAGAGAUCGCCACCUACCACAGGAACAUCAGAUAUGGCUGUCAUAUCGCCAUCCGUGUUCUAUACAACAAGCAUACGCCCCAGGUCGAGUUUCUUGUUGAUCCCAUAGUGCAGACAGAAGGAGAAGACCGAGAUCCACGCACCUUGCUUAUCAUCAUAGCUGAAUUUGCCUACUACGAGACGAAGGCGACCUUGACCCUACAGCCCUUCCCACUGCACGAGUAUACAGAGAUGGUAGUAGAUUGAGGGCUCUUGUGGUACAUGUCCUUGCUCAAUACGUUGAUUUUGUGUAGUUUCUGCUCGA
Schizophyllum commune H4-8 is the source of this 1922-nucleotide messenger RNA. RefSeq lists its product as uncharacterized. Lineage: Eukaryota; Fungi; Basidiomycota; Agaricomycetes; Agaricales; Schizophyllaceae. The transcript has 2 exons. The record is from RefSeq and is a predicted model, not a curated record. The coding region runs from base 62 to 1519 and encodes 485 amino acids.